Molecule: messenger RNA, 2481 nt
Organism: Acanthopagrus latus (yellowfin seabream)
Lineage: Eukaryota; Metazoa; Chordata; Actinopteri; Spariformes; Sparidae
Gene: neff2
Exons: 3
Coding region: 150-1343 (397 amino acids)
Biological process (GO): neurofilament bundle assembly
Cellular component (GO): cytoplasm; axon; intermediate filament
Molecular function (GO): structural constituent of postsynaptic intermediate filament cytoskeleton
Source: RefSeq, a predicted model, not a curated record
AUCACCGAGCUGGUGCAGUGCAAAACGCUCGCUCAUCCUCACCGAUGGUGUGCAGAACAAGGGGGACAUAAAAAAAAAACCUUCUGAAACUUUAAACAUCCAUCCUUUUCUUAAACAAACAAAAAAAAAUCCACAACAAAAAAUUCAUCAUGAGCUACGAUUCCUACAUCUCCUACCGCCGUCCUUGGGACGGCUACAGAGGCUCCCAGACCUCCUACAAAUCCUCCAUGUCUUCCUCGCUCUUCUCCACUCCUCGAGCUCCUCCGUCCGGGAAGAGGAUCCUGAGGCUGGCCUCCUCUUCCCUGCCCGAUGGGUCAGAGCGGAUGGACCUGGCUCAGGCCAGCUCCAUCAACACAGAGCUGCUUGGUCUGCGCUCCCAGGAGAGGGAACAGCUGGUGGGUCUUAACGACCGCUUCGCCACCUACAUCGAGAAGGUGAGGCACCUGGAGCUGCAGAACCGGGCCCUGCUGGCCGAGCUGGAGGCGCUGAGGAGGCGGCAGAACGACCCAUCCCGUCUGCAGACGCUCUACGAGGGCCAGGCGCGGAGUCUGAGGGCCAUGAUAGACUCGGAGAACGGGGAGAAGAUGCGGAUGGAGGCAGAGAGAGACUACCUGCGUGAUGUGUACGAGCAGAUGAAAGAGCGCUAUGAGGAGGAGAUGAGGAGGCGACUGGAUGCUGAGGAGACCCUGCAGAGGGCCAAGGAGGAGGCCAGCAGGGCCGUGCUCUCCAACUGUGACAUCGAGGCCAGCGUGGUGUCUCUGUGCGACGAGAUGGUGUUCUUGAAGAAAGUCUUUGCAGAGGAGCAGGCAGAGCUGCAGGCUCAGCUGCAGGUGGCUAACAUCAGCGUGGAUGUGGAGGUGUCCCGGCCCGACCUCUCCACCGCCCUGCGAGACAUCCGGGCCCAGUACGAGCGGCUGGCCAACAAGAACAUGCAGGCCGCCGAGGACUGGUACAAGAGCAAGUUCGCAAGCGUGGCAGAGAUGGCCAGCAAAAACAACGAGGCCGUGCACGCCAUCCGGGAGGAGACCUUGGAGUACCGGAGGCUGCUUCAGUCCCGUUCAUCCGAGAUCGAGGCUCUCCGGAACGUCAUCAACUCCUUAAACAAGCAGCUGGAGGAUCUGGAGGAGACGCAGGCCAAAGAGGUGGCAAAGUACCAGAUAAGGAUAAGUGAGCUGGAGCAGGACAUCGCCGACGCUAAGCAGGAGAUGGCGCGUUACCUGAGAGAGUACCAAGACCUUCUCAAUGUGAAGAUGGCCCUUGACAUUGAAAUCGCUGCGUACAGAAAACUCCUGGAGGGGGAAGAGAUCCGACUGGCUUACCCUUCCCUUCCCGGCCUAAACUAAAAAACCUAAAUGCCACCAGCCUGGCAUAAACCUGAAUUCUUCAUCCCCUUUCUGAUCUCCCCUCACCUUCAUCAUCAUUCCUCUCCCUCCCUCCUUCCCUCCCUCCCUCAUUUCUUUUACAUCCCUCCCCUCUUUCAUAUUCUCCCUGCCCCCCCCCCCCCUCAAAAAAAAAUACACUUUCAUCUACUCCAAACCAAAGCUCAUCGUUCUCAAGACAGAUGCGCCCUUGUGCUAAACAAGAGGUCCACCAGAAGUCCCCCUUCUUCUACACACGAUAUGACACCACACAUCACGAAGAUGGCAAACUGUAAAAAUGCAGAGUGGCUGCACUGCAUUAGUUACGUAGCUAUAUACCGGACAGCAAUAUUGCUUUGGCUGAGUUCCUUUUUACGUCUCACAUGUUUAAAGUCCAAGCAGCAGAGUAACUGUUCGACUCUCCUGAAGCCUCGUUGUGCAAACAUUUGACCAAUUGUUUGUGAAGGAGGACAAAGAAAAUCCCCUUUCUGCCUCGACUGCUUGGACUUUAGCUGUGGUUAUAAACCGAUGCAAGAAAACCUGCAGGAUUAACUGACCGGGAACUCUACCAAUCGAUUAUGCAUUGUCCUGCACCCCUGGUUCUGUAGUAGUCAGUGAACCAGUAACCUUAAAACAUUUAAUUUUCACUAUAUUAAAGUCUCAUUUUUGUCCAUUUUAGUUAUUCUUCCUCUGCAUUUACGUCUAUAAUUCCACAAGUUUGGGUUGGUUUAAGAAUCAGAGUGAGUUUUUCCUAUUUGGCCGGUUGUUUAAAUUCUCUAAUUUCCAACAGACCUGUCUUUUUCUUGCAUCACCGUCUGGACAUGUAAAUGCUGUGGAAGACUAAUUGUUACUGGUUUUCUCCUAAUAUUCAUGCAGGCGUGUCUCACGGCCGACUGCGUUAGAUUUUUGUUGGGUUUUUUUUCUGUUCUGUGAGUCCAUUCGAAGCUAAACGACGACACUGAAAGAUAACCGCAGGAGCUCCUUGUCUGUUUGUCUGCUGGUGUUAGAUCCUCAAUGGUGCUUUUACAUCCGUGAAACUAAUACAACGUCUGCACCAUCAUGCUUGGUCACGUACCUGUAACAGCCGGCAACAAGCUGAAUAAACAUAUAACUGACCUGCAAA